CUUUUAACUUCUACAUUGAAAUAAGAAUAUUAUAUAAUGUAUUACAAAAUUUUGUCACAGAUCUAUAAUUUUUGUAUAAUUUGUAAGGUCUUCUCUUCAGUAAUUACUUAGUUAGGCUGUUAUUUAUGAUAAUUAUCUCAGUACUAUAUUACUUUCAUUAUAUCUUGUUAUAUUAUAGCUUCAUUUUAUCUUGCGAAAGAAAAUUAUUGAAACUUAAUUAAAGUUUAUGCUAGGUCUUAUAUUAUUUAUCAAAAAUAAAAUAAACUUAAUGUUUGUAAAACCUUCUGUAGAUUACAUAUAGGUCCUAAAAUGAAUGAAAUUAUUUUUAAAAACCUAAACUUUACUUAUCUCAGAAUAACUAGAACGCCAAAAAUGAAAGCCUUUAAAUUAUUCAGCUCUAGUCACAAAGAACUUUUAAUUUCAAAUGAUAAAAAAUAUCGUAAGUUUGAUGGUCCUGGUCUUGAAUAUUUUUUAACUAAAAAUAUUCCAACUAAUUUACAAACUAUUGAAAAUAAUGAAAAAAUUCCUUAUGUUGACUUUGUUAACACUGGAGAAAAUCGUAAAGUUUAUAUUGAAACAUAUGGAUGUCAAAUGAAUGUUAGUGAUGCUGAGAUAGUAUGGUCUAUUUUGAAAAGUGAUGGCUAUAUAAAAACAAACAAUAUAAAUGAUGCUAAUAUUGCAUUACUUAUUACAUGUGCUAUAAGAGAUAGUGCUGAAAAUAAAAUAUGGACGAGGAUUAGACAAAUUAGGUCAAUAAAACGUUGGAGAAGUAAAUUUGAACCAUUAAAGAUUGGAAUUUUAGGUUGUAUGGCUGAAAGAUUAAAAGAAAAAUUAGUUAAUUCAAUUAAAGGUGGGGUUGAUCUAGUAGCAGGUCCAGAUAGUUAUAGAGAUUUACCUAGACUUUUAGCAAAAACUGAAGUUGGUCAAAAAGCUGUCAAUGUUUUACUUUCUGUUGAUGAAACUUAUGCAGAAAUCAAACCAAUAAAAUUAAAUGAUGAUAAAACUACUGCAUAUGUAUCAAUUAUGAGAGGUUGUGAUAAUAUGUGUUCUUACUGCAUUGUUCCUUUUACAAGAGGUCGCGAACGUUCUAGAUCUGUAACAUCAAUUUUAGAUGAAAUAAAAUAUUUAUCAGAUAGUGGAUUUAAAGAGGUUACGCUAUUAGGUCAAAAUGUUAAUAGUUACCGUGAUUUAAGUUCAUCUUCAUAUUUCAUACCAUCUAAUGAUACAUUGGUACAAGGUUUUAAAACAGUUUACAAACAAAAAAAUGGUGGUGUACGUUUUGCUGAACUUUUAGAUAAAGUAUCAAAUGUUGAUCCUGAAAUGAGGAUCAGAUUUACUUCACCUCAUCCUAAAGAUUUUCCUGAUGAAGUCUUACAAGUUAUUUCAGAAAAAUAUAAUGUAUGCAAAAAUCUUCAUUUACCUGCUCAAUGUGGGAAUUCUGAAAUUUUAGAACGUAUGAGAAGAGGAUAUACUCGUGAAACUUAUUUUGAUUUAGCUCAACACAUCAGGUCUUGUAUACCUACUGUAACAUUUUCAAGUGAUUUUAUUGCUGGAUUUUGUGGUGAAACUGAUGAACAAUUUAAUGAUACCAUAAGUUUAAUGAAAAAUGUAAAAUAUCAUAAUGCAUUUUUAUUUGCAUACAGUAUGAGAGAAAAAACAACAGCUUAUCACCGCUAUAAAGAUGAUGUUCCCUAUCAUACUAAAAUUGAAAGAGUAAAAACUAUGUUUAAUGUAUUUAGAGAACAUGUUACUAUAUUAAAUUCUCAUUUUGUUGGAACAAAACAAUUGAUAUUGAUUGAAGGUGAAAGCCGUAGAGGUCCAACUAAUCUUUGUGGGCGGACUGAUGGUAAUAUUAAAGUAGUAAUUCCUAAUACAAAGUUAUUAAAGAAAGGUCAAUCAAAUCUUCAAUCAAUAAAACCUGGUGAUUAUGUUGUUGUGGAGUAUUUUUUAGGUGACAGAAUCAAAUUCACAAAUUUUAAAAGGAUAUCCUAUAGAAAUUACCAGGCUUCAAGAUUAUUCAUCAGAAAAAUCAAAAGCAUAAAUUUGAUUGAAAAACAAUAUUGAUAUAUUUUAUGUCAUUUUUACUAUAAAAUGUUAGUAAAUUUGUUCAAUUUAAGUG
Daktulosphaira vitifoliae (grape phylloxera) is the source of this 2119-nucleotide messenger RNA. RefSeq names its product mitochondrial tRNA methylthiotransferase CDK5RAP1. The transcript is spliced from 9 exons. Gene Ontology annotation, cellular component: mitochondrion; cytosol. The record is from RefSeq and is a predicted model, not a curated record. Bases 310 to 2064 code for a protein of 584 amino acids. Gene Ontology annotation, molecular function: 4 iron, 4 sulfur cluster binding; tRNA-2-methylthio-N(6)-dimethylallyladenosine(37) synthase activity. Gene Ontology annotation, biological process: negative regulation of cyclin-dependent protein serine/threonine kinase activity; tRNA modification. NCBI's taxonomy places the organism in Eukaryota, Metazoa, Arthropoda, Insecta, Hemiptera, Phylloxeridae.